Molecule: messenger RNA, 1788 nt
Organism: Lathyrus oleraceus (garden pea)
Lineage: Eukaryota; Viridiplantae; Streptophyta; Magnoliopsida; Fabales; Fabaceae
Exons: 5
Coding region: 1-1788 (595 amino acids)
Source: RefSeq, a predicted model, not a curated record
AUGGUUAUUCAGGCGUCUAACCGUGGUUCACCUGUUGCUCCACCUGGUUUUGAGACUGUUAAUGUUGCUGCUGCUCCCGGUCAUGGCUAUGCUACGGGAGAAGAACUCCAAGGUAUAAGAAUCAAUGGUCAGCCUCUUGCUGCAGAGCAUCGCCGAGGGCCGAAUAGAAACCAGAAUCAGUACAGACAGGUUGCUGCAGUGACCAUUCCUGCACCUCAACAACGUCAACCUCUGCAACAACCUAGACAACAACAACAACAACAUCCUUAUCAGCCGAGGCAGAGGCUGCAGCCAGAUAGACGGUUUGAUCCGUUGCCCAUGACCUACGCUGAGCUACUGCCUGAAUUGCUCAGAUUGGGUUUUAUAGAGUUGAGAACGAUGGCUCCGCCGACUGUUUUGCCACCUGGGUAUGAUGCAAAUGUCCGGUGCGAUUUCCAUUCUGGAGCACCGGGGCAUAAUAUUGAGAAGUGUCGGGCUUUUCAGCAUAAAGUCCAGGAUUUGACCGAUGCCAAGACGAUCAACUUCGCCCUUGUGCCAAAUGUCGUUAACAAUCCCAUGCCCGCGCAUGGUGCUCAUAGGGUGAAUUGUAUUGAAGGGGUCGAAUCUGAGGAUUUGGUUGUCAAUGUCAGUGAGAUUCAGACUUCUUUGAUGGUGGUUAAGGGCCGUCUGCUGAACGGUGGUGUUCAUCCGGGCUGUGGUAAAGACUGCUUGGGCUGUGCAGAGUCAGUUGAUGGGUGUGAACUGCUGAGGGCUGGUAUCCAGGGUUUGAUGGAUCGAGGCUGUGUUCAGUUUGGUAGGGCUGACAAUAGAGAUCUUGGGGCAGUGUCUACUGUCACAAUAUUCUUCAAGCCGUCUGAAGGACGGGCACCUACAACGAGUGGUACUCCAGUUACCAUUUCUGCACCAGUUUCUGCCAACACUCCGACGACAAUUGUUGCUCCGGUAAGAAGGGCUGUGGACAGUAAAGUCGUGCCUUGGAGGUAUGACAAUGCCUACCGAAGCAACAGAAGGGCUGAGAACAGGGUCAAGCCUUCAAAUCAAGCGCCCGUAACUAUUGGUGUGCCUGUCAGUAAAGCUCUUGCGGUUGUGAGUCCUGCUGUGGACAAUGCAUCUGCCAGAGCUAAGGGAAAACAGGCUGCAGUUGAUGAAACGCCUGCUCAAGCGAAUGUGCCUGGUGGCUCAUUUGAGAAGGAUGUGGAGGAAUUCAUGCGCAUAAUCAAAAAGAGUGACUACAAGAUCGAGAUUUCCGUCAAUCAACUUGAGGGUGUAAUUGCUAAUGUGAGUACCCGACAUGGUGUGGGGUUUACAGAUCUUGAUUUGACACCCGAGGGUCGGAAUCAUAACAAAGCCUUACACAUCACCAUGGAGUGUAAGGGGGCUGUGCUGUCUCAUGUGUUGGUGGACAUGGGUUCUUCGUUGAAUGUGCUGUCGAAGCAGAUAUUAAAGAAGAUACCUAUUGAAGGGGUUGUGCUGACGCCAAGCGACCUGAUUGUGCAUGCAUUUGAUGGAUCCAAGCGUUCUGUAGUUGGCAAGAACUGUUUGAAGGAAUUGAAGAAGAAAACCGCACCAAACUCCAACUGUCCAAGCUUGUUCAACCAUGGCAAAUCAAAGAUUCAAGCACCUGGAGCGUUGCUGAGCUACCAAAGCUGUUUCAAUCAUCUUCCUAGGCGUUAUGCUGUUUCUGUUUUGGUGAAUUGGAGCUCAAAUCCAUCAAAUUCCAUAACUGCAAUCAUCAAAGGCAAGAAUUCGAUUUUCACCAAACUCAAAAUCAUGAUGUGUAUAUUGUAG